This is a messenger RNA of Ostreococcus lucimarinus CCE9901, 1113 nucleotides long. RefSeq lists its product with no specific name. Lineage: Eukaryota; Viridiplantae; Chlorophyta; Mamiellophyceae; Mamiellales; Bathycoccaceae. The record is from RefSeq and is a predicted model, not a curated record. The transcript has a single exon. Bases 1 to 1113 code for a protein of 370 amino acids.
AUGUCGGACGGCAUGGACGCGUUCAUGCCGCCGCACCGCGCGAAUCAAUCGUCAUCGUCAACGACAUCGUCUUCGACGGCGACGGCGACGAUGACGAGCGGAAGCGAAGACCUGGAUCCCGUCGUCGCGCGAUCUCGCGAGGUGCUCGAGAUGGCCACGGUCGGGGACUUGCUGCGCGUCACCGCGGAAGCGGCGGAUGGGAGCGGACGCGAUCGCGCGGAUGAAGACGAGACGCGAGACGCGCUGCGGUGGUUCGUCGUGAAGCGAGUGGGGAUGAGCACGGGUGGACGACAGCUCGUCGAGGGUGAGUUAGAGGGGAAGAAGGCGCAGAUAUUGGAUCAGGGCGGGGCGAAUCAGGCGCGGAUUGGGAUCUCGGGAGCGUUGCUGGACGAGCGAACGCCGCUGACGAGGCUGAAAAACGUGCGAGACGCGGACAAGUUUAAACGCGCGAUUAAGUCGUACGAGCGACGGGUCGAACGGGAAAGCGAUGCUUUAACGCUGGUUUCGAGCGUGGAUAAGGCGCUGACGUUGAAUGGGUUAGAACAAGCGGUGAAGAAGAACCCGCGCUUUUGGACGGAGGGCGACGGCGCGCACUCGAGGCGAGUCAUCAAGGACCCCACGGAGAGCGCGACGAAGAUGACGGGGGAACUCUUGGCGCUGAAACACGGUCACCGAGAUGUGGUGUUGAUGCAAAUCGUGUGCGACUGGACGGAUGCGCUCGAAGAUAGCGUUCGCGCCCCGUUCGCAGCGGCGACGCUUGAGGACAUGUUGACGCAGGAUGCGUCUAUUUCAAUGAGACUUUCAGAAGCGAGGUAUCAAGUGGGAGAGGAUAAAGAUGGUAACCCCGAGUUCUCCAACGGCAUCACAGCGGUAAUUUAUCGCGAGACCGCCAAGGAAACCGCGAACGUGCUCGUCUCCAUGGGCGUUCAGGCGACGCGAAACAUCGCAGGAGCGUUUCAGCAAGCCUUGGUCGGCGUCGCGCUCGGCUACACCGAUGAAAAUAUCGCGCACCACAUUCGCCGACUUCACAACGAAGACAAGUUGACGGAUGAAGAUAUAUUUGCUUUGAUUAUCACCGCGAGGGAUGAAAAGGAAGCACUGAACGCAAAGUAG